CACCCAUACCCUUAAGAUGUGCAGUAUUGAAUCUGGUCCAUUUCAUAUUGCAAAACCAGCUUAAACCACAAUCAAUAUCUAUUGACAUAUUUAGCAAAUGACUAACGUGUGUUUUAGUUUUGACUAUCCUCUAUAUUCUAAAAUGAUUUUUUUCUUUUUCUUCAAGGUACCCUUUUUAUUCCACUUGCAUUUCUAAAAUUAUUCAUGAAAUAAAAACCACAAGAAGUUCUUCUAAACAUAAAUAGGGUGGGUGUUUUUUGUCUCUAGUUACUCUCGCAUUGGCAUCGUCACUUCAUUAAAAGAAAGACUUAGUAUAAACAAAGAAAAAGAACAAGCAAAAUAAUUUUUAAAAAGCAGAAAAUUAAUAAAAGUAAAGAACAACUUCAAAAACCACGUGAUGAAAGGAAAAUCUUCAUUUUAUUAAAACUCAAUAAAUAGAUGAAAUUGAAUUUUUGAUUUGUACAUUAGUAAGUGCGAGUAUUGGUUAAGCAGUGUGACUGUGAGAGAAUAGUAAUAUAGAACACAACCUCAAAAGAUGUAAAUAUAUACUUUCUCUUUCGAUAUAUAUUUAAUAUUAUUCUUACCAAAUCAAUGAAUGUUCAAUUUCUGCCACUGUUUCAUUAACCAUAUGUCCAUAAACUGAAACAGCAGAUACUUGCUCAUUCAACAGAAUUAAAUUGAUUAUUUUUUUAUUGAUGUUUUUAUAUUGAAGCAUGACAUCGAGUUCUACAUCUUAAUAUACUAAAUAUUUUCAUAAUAAAUUAAUGAAUGUAUCUUAAAUAUGAAAAAAUUCAAUUGAAUUUGAUAAUGAUUCCAUAUGAUACGAUGGGUUCAUCAUUAAUUCCAAUCAUUGUUUCACAAAUACCGCGAUAGUAAAAUGUCAGAAAAAUGAUUAUACUAGAAGAAUAGAAGAUGUAUAGAAUAUCACAUUACGAAAUGAUAAAGUAAUGUUUUAGACAAUUAAAGAAUUUAUUAGAAGUAUCAUUGUCAAAUAACUUUAUUCGAUUGUAUAUAUUUGCUGUCAAGUAUAGAAGAAUGAAAAAAAUAUUGCAUUUUCAAAUUUAAAUCAUCGUUUUCAAUCAUUAAUUUCGCAAUGUUGUCAAAUAUUUGAUUUAAAUUCCGUCAAUAAAUCAAAAUGUGAUUUUAUAUUUCAAAUUCAUAAUACAAAUCAAUGGAAAUCAAUGCGAAUAUCUAAUAAUGAUGAAAAACCAUAUUGGAUGAAUCAUAUUAUUGAAAAUUACAUAUCUAUGAAUAAUUUUUCUCAAUUACAAUUCUUUCCUGUUGGCGAAUUGAAAGAUAAAACUCAAAGUUAUUCUUUUCUAUACUUCCAUCAUUAGCAAAUUUAAUUUAUUUACCAAUUGAAUCAUUAUGUGCAAAAGAAAUUCAAUCAUUUGAUUUACCAAAACUUAAAAAACUUGUUUUUAAUUCAUGCUUAUCAAUUGAUUGGAUUCAGAAUUUUUCUCAAAUUGAAACUAUUGAAUAUACAACCAAUCAUGUUUGCGAAAACAAAGAUCAUUUAUUCUGGCCAUUAACAAUAAAACAUCUUAAAUUUGUUCUAAUGACUCCUGUUGAACAUUCAUUAAUAUAUGAUUCUCUUAUUUCUUUAUCUCAAUUAACAAAUCUUGAAAUAUAUCAAAUACAAUCAGGACAAGUACCAAUGUUUGGUAAUCGAUGGGAACAACUUAUUCGUUCAUCAUGUCCAUUAUUAAAAAUAUUUCGAUUCUAUUUUCUAUUUCGUCCAUUAUCGUUACGAGAUUUAAAACAAUUCAUAAAUUCAUAUGCAACACCAUUCUUUCUAAAAGAAAAGAAAUGUUUUUUGAAUUGUCAUCUCUGCGCUUCUGAUAGAGGUCGGCUUUAUUCGAAACAAACGAUGUUUUAUACAUUUCCAUAUCCAAUGAAAACAUUAACAACUUAUAAAAAUUCAUUGAAAAAAACGAUGUCAAAAGUACCUGUCGAUGAUCAUCUUAAUACCUAUCGAAAUGUUGAAACAUUAAUCUAUGGAAAUUAUCUUCCAAUAAAUAAUAAUUUUAAUCGAACGAAAAUAAACAAUUUAGUUAUUGAUAUACAAUUUGAAUCGAUACAUUGGUUAAAUACAUUGACUAAUUUACAACAGUUACAUAUUGAUAGUUAUGAAAAAAAUCAAUUGAUUAAAUUAACAGAUGAUUGGAAUGAUUUUCAUAUAUGUAAACAUUUAUCACAAAAGAUUCGUAUUUUAAAAUUUCAAUCCUAUGGAAAUACAUCAGAAUGUUUCAAUGAAUAUGAAAUUGAACGAAUGGUAUCGAUUUUUGGAAAUAAAUGUGAAUGUUUAUCAUUAGGUGUUCAAAUUAAAACUCAUACAAUCGAACAUAUUUUAGCACGAAUGUUGAAAUUAAGUUACUUAUUUGUAUUUAUUCCGGGGAAUUUUCAAUCGUCGAUCAAGAAACAGUUACCAAGAUCAAGACCAUUAACAAUGGAAUGAAUCAAAUCAGUUGAUAAUAAUAUCCCUUCAACAACAAAUAUUGAACCAGAAACAUGGUAUGUAUAUGAUGAAUAA
Messenger RNA from Adineta steineri, 2533 nucleotides. The record is from the annotation of a GenBank genome assembly. NCBI's taxonomy places the organism in Eukaryota, Metazoa, Rotifera, Eurotatoria, Adinetida, Adinetidae.